Orbicella faveolata is the source of this 2434-nucleotide messenger RNA. Its product is annotated as beta-1 adrenergic receptor-like. NCBI's taxonomy places the organism in Eukaryota, Metazoa, Cnidaria, Anthozoa, Scleractinia, Merulinidae. The record is from RefSeq and is a predicted model, not a curated record. Gene Ontology annotation, molecular function: G protein-coupled receptor activity. Gene Ontology annotation, biological process: G protein-coupled receptor signaling pathway. Gene Ontology annotation, cellular component: plasma membrane.
UAAAUGUUCGAUUUUAAUAAUUCUUUUCUUGAAACGCUUUGGUCCAUACAAUGGGUUAAAACAGUGAUUAUGGACGAGUGCCUAUUAAUAAUUUUCGUCAUAACUCGGCCUAGACAAGUAAACUGUCAAUGAACAUACCAUUUAGUUUCCUUUUCUUUAUUCAAGACGCGCAUACAUGGCGUUAUAAUGAAAAAUAAACAGUGUCGUAUGAGGCAGGUGUGAUUGGGUCGUGCAUCUCACCUUGGCAAAACAUUCUGAAGUUUGUGUCGCUCAGGGAAGGCGACACUCCUGUGGCUUAAUGGUUUGCGCAGUCUUAUCUAACUAUUAAAAAUUACAACUACGGAAAAAGAUCAAUCGUUUGAUUUUCACAGUUACAUCAUCAUUGUACAUGACUACUUUCAAUUCAAGAGUCAUCCGAUUUGGUUUCCCCGGGCGUUCUGACAUUGCUUAUUUGUUGAUGGUUGAUUUUCGAUAUUGGUGGUGAGACCUUAAAGGGAGAUAUACAGAUAUUCACCGCUUUGCUGCGGAAAGCCACUUCAUUAAUUGGCUGGUUGGCUAAAGUGUGAUCGGUAGUAAAUCGUGAAAUGACUUUAUUAAGUUCUUCCACUAUCACAGAAGACAUGGACGUGAUAAACUGCAGCUUUCAAGUCGUGAUUCGCUUCCCGCAUACGAUGUCCGCGCGUGUCACGGCCAUCAUUACGUGCCUGAUCAGCGCGUUCGGCUUGAUGACUGCUGUCUCGUGCAAUACGUUAUUUAUCCUGGCCUUCGCUCGGACGCGCGAACUCCGCACGUACGCAAACCUAUUUCUUGUCAGUCUGUCCUGUACAGACUUGCUAGUGGGUUCCAUUGUAGAGCCCCUGUAUAUAGCGCGGCAAGCUUUUGCUCUAUCCGGAACUGAUGACUGCGGAGUAUGGGUCGCUUAUCUGACCAUGGCCUUGUUCUGUACAGGCGCCUCCUUCCUUAACCUCACGCUUAUAAGCUGUGAAAGGUACGUUGCUAUAUUCUCACCUUUGAACUACAUGCGGCUUGUCACCAAACCUCGCGUGUUGAGCAUUAUCGGAGGUGUCUGGCUGGCUUGGGUCACUCUAACGUGCGUGCGAUUUGCUGGAAUACCUAAUCGCAUCGUUUACCUGAUUUGCUUCGCAGUAAUCGGCUCGUGCUACGCUAUAACAGCUUUUGUAUACUUCUUCAUUUUCCGUGAAGCAAGGAGACAUCACCGACGGAUCGUUUCAGAGCAACAGAACUAUGAUCCGUUCGCACCAAGCGUAGCCCGCGAAACUAAAUUCGCCAAGACCAUGGCAUAUAUAUUUGGCGCGCUGUUAAUCUGCUAUACACCCGGUAUGACAAUUCUACUCAUUCGCACUAUCAAAGGCGAUACGCCUCAACUGUUAUACAACUUCUAUCCGUGGGCUGAAAAUUUGAUAUUUCUUAACAGCUCUCUGAAUCCAAUGAUUUAUUGCUGGCGUAAUCGUGAAAUACGUCGCGCGGUCUUCCGGGUUAUUAACCCGUUGACGAGUCAGAUAUGCCACCGAACUAUUGGAUCCCCGAUUAAUGUAGGAUAUAUCGCAGAAGGGAGAACGAACACUCCGAAAACUGAUUACGGAACUUGGAUUGCCAGAACAAGAGCUCAAGAUUCUCCUGUAGCGAAGGACAUUGAGAUUCAGUCCGUUUGCUCUCAAGACUGAGUCGUUUCACAGUUCACUGCAAAAUGUAACUUGAAAUAGGGAAUAUCACGCUGUUAAUGAUAUGAAUUCAGUAACAUCUAUUUAAAACUUAACCCUUAAUUCAAGCUCUUCACUCGAUGGCCAAAAAUGAGAAAAAAGUUGCUUACUACUUAGAAGAGUGUUUAAUGUUUCUAAAUGUCCUCGCGUUUCGCUUUUUCGCGAGUAAAUUAUUUAUUGUAAGAAAAAGUAAUUAGAAGAACAGGCGGAUACAUAUUUUUUAUUCAUUUUCUCUCUUGCUGUUGGGCGUUAAACAAGCCGACCUAACAUCUAUCCAAUGGCCGUCGAAUUUUAAUUUAGAUUAAUAAACGUACGUGCCUUCUUUAUAUGAAGAACGCAGACGCACUGUUUACUCAAGUUAGAAUGAGCUGUAUGGUAGAGGUUUGUUCGAAACACACAAAUUUUAUGAAUCGUGAUGAUUGUCAAAUGUUGUAUUACACGAAGAGACGGGUUGAUUACAAUAAGAGCGUCGUGCUCCAAUAUACGUGCUUUGAUGCUGGUGCGAUCGAUUUUCUCCCCGGCUCGAAAAAAAGAGACUAAAACAGAAAUCGUCUUAAGAAAUUACUUGUCUUUUCAGAACAAACUGUACUUAACUGAAACGUGGUCCCUAAUUUCUGUCCAGCUUCAAAUUCUCUUUAGGCCUUUAAAGGACCUACGUCACGGUUUGUACGUCUUGAAAAGGUUAGCCUAAAUUUUUCAAGUUCUUCGUUUGU